This is a messenger RNA of Rangifer tarandus platyrhynchus (Svalbard reindeer), 1245 nucleotides long. The record is from the annotation of a GenBank genome assembly. Lineage: Eukaryota; Metazoa; Chordata; Mammalia; Artiodactyla; Cervidae.
AUGCUCUGGGCACUGACCACGGCCAGGGCGGUCCUGGGGCACAGGGCGGCAGGCUGGGUGAGGACUAUGGCCUCCCACUCGCUGUUGGUGGCCCCCCCGGCGGCCCUGAGCAAGCCGCUGUCCAUCCCCAGCCGGCUGCUGCUGGGGCCAGGCCCCUCCAACCUGACCUCCCGCGUCAUGGCGGCCGGGGGGCUGCAGACGCUGGGCCACAUGCACCAGGAGGUAUACCAGAUCAUGGACGAGAUCAAGCAAGGCAUCCAGUACGUGUUCCAGACCAGGAACGCCCUCACCCUGGCCAUCAGCGGCUCGGGGCACUGCGCCCUGGAGGCCGCCCUGUUCAACCUGCUGGAGCCGGGCGACCCCUUCCUGGUCGGGGUCAGUGGCAUCUGGGGGCAGCGAGCCCAGGACAUCGCGGAGCGCAUCGGAGCCCGCGUGUACCCGAUGAUCAAAGCGCCUGGAGGCCACUUCACUCUGCAGGAGGUGGAGGAGGCCCUGGCCCGGCACAAGCCAGCGCUCCUGUUCCUGGCCCAUGGAGAGUCGUCCACUGGCGUGAUGCAGCCCCUUGAUGGCUAUGGGGAGCUCUGUCACAGGUACCAGUGCCUUCUCCUGGUGGAUUCGGUGGCAUCCCUGGGGGGGGCCCCCAUCCACAUGGACCGGCAGGGCAUUGAUGUCCUCUACUCGGGCUCCCAGAAGGUCCUGAACGCGCCCCCAGGCACCUCGCUCAUCUCCUUCAGCGACAAGGCCAAAAGUAAGAUCUAUGCUCGUAAGACCAAGCCCGUCUCUUUCUACCUGGACAUCAUGUGGCUGGCCAACAUCUGGGGCUGUGAUGACAAGCCCAGGAUGUACCACCACACCACCCCUGUUGUCAGCCUGUACAGUCUGAGGGAGAGCCUGGCCCACCUGGCGGAGCAGGGCCUGGAGAACAGCUGGCGGCAGCAUCGAGAGGCCUCUGAGUACCUGCACGCAUGUCUGCAGGGGCUGGGCCUGCAACUGUUCGUGAAGGACCCGGCGCUCCGGCUGCCCACCAUCACCAGUGUGGUGGUCCCCACGGGCUAUGACUGGAGGGACAUCGUCCAGUACAUCAUGGACCACCACGACAUCGAGAUUGCGGGCGGCCUUGGGCCCUCAGCGGGGAAGGUGCUGCGGAUCGGCCUGCUGGGCGGCAACGCCACGCGGGAGAAUGUGGGCCGGGUGACCCGGGCCCUGCGGGAGGCCCUCCAGCGCUGCCCCCGCAACAAGCUGUGA